CCGCAUUAUUGUUAUUUUAUAUUAUACUUCAUGCAUGUUUGUUGCACCUGUUAUUCUUAACUUACAUUUUCAUGUCUUUUUUUCACCAUAUGUUCUUCAUAUAUUCUAGGCUUGUCUGAAUUUCAUAGUUCGUACAUAAAAUGUUAAUCUUCAAAAUAAUGCUGGGAUUGAAGAAAACAUUUAUGUAAGGGACAUUAUCGUAUUCAGUGUCACACCCUGUUGACCUCACCAGCAGUCGUUAUCGAACACUCAGAUGGAUGAUGCUCGUACCAUCCCUUCGGAAGUAGUCACCAACUGACUCUUGAACCUGGUCAGUUGUCUACUAACCGUGCAGAAAGUAAGGACUGGAAUGCCUGGGUACCACUGUCUAACGGCCGUGGCAAGAGGUUUGAUAUUAGUAGGGUGAUGAGCGCAACAUACGGCUGGCCUUAGAUAGAUACCUGGGACUUUGGAGCCUUCUCCGCUGGUAGGAGUGCAUAGCCAGUCAUGCAUGUGCACCUAAUUAGAAACCAUUCUCAUGGUCGGUGAUGUUUGGUUGACUUGGUAAACCCGGAAAGUCUAGAAAACCAAAACGGCUACAGCACGCUACACAUUAUUUUCUGUUUUUUAAUCUUCAUUCCACGUAGUUAGUAAUUAUAGCCUCCACAGGGUUAGACAAAGUACAGCUGCUACAAUUUGUUGGUUUAGCAGAAGAGUGUUGAUGCUCUUUUAUCUGUUGUCAUGUUUUCAUAACUUAUUUCUUAAAAACGCAACAAUCUAUUUAUACUGAUGAAAUGGUGUAUAAAAGUUUAGAAAGUGUAUGGCAGCACUGUCCAGUUACUGCCUUGUCAUAUAUCACUAGAAGUGUAUUAGCCGUCGGCUCUGCUAAUAUAUUAAGCAUAUUCGAUAUAUACGAAAAGUCAAUGUUGUGUAAAUACUUAUUGAAGCGUUUCGCUGUUAUACACAGAGUGGAAGCAAUACCAGACUUGAUUUCCAAUAAUUUUAUUUUAUGUCUAUGUGGAAACCGGUUUAUCACCGUGCUCAGAUUCAAUUUAUCAUCUUCCAGUUUACUACUUACCUUUGAAGAUUACCAGUGUGAUAAUGUGAUACACUCUACAGUCUAUUCAAACGAAGUAUCAUUUUACUUACAGACUCUUACGAGUCAUGGUACAUUAAAAUUGAUCAAAUCAUCGCCAUAUAACGCUGAAAACUUCACCAAUAUAGUCAGUGCUUCAGUUCAACUUGAAACAAGUGUUUGUUACACAGGUCAAAUAGUUCAUUUCAAAUCAUCAUUAUCGUCAUCGAUUAGUAGAACUUUAGUAUUCUGUGGGUCUACAUUCGGAAAAAUCCAUAUCUAUGAUAUUUUAAACGAGGAUUCAUUAAAGUGUUCUCUGGCUCCAAGCUUAACUUUAUGUGUGCAGAAGGGUGUGAUUUUUUCUAUUGAUUUUUGUCAUUUAGCCGUUGAUGAAUCAUCAUCUACAGGAUCAUUUCGUUUAGUCUCCUGUGCUGAGGAUCGUAGUAUUGCUGUCUGGUCAGUGCCAGCUGAAUCCAUUGUGAACGCGAACAAUGUACACCACAGUCAAUCGAACAACUGGCAGUUAAUGUAUCAUUUGAAGGCAGGCAGUAUUCAUGAAGGUAGUGUGAUAUUUGAAUCUAGAAUAUGGUGUGUUCGUGUGGGUGAUUGGGGAAUAUUAGCCACUGGAGAGGAUUGUCGCAUCGUUUAUUAUCAAUGGGAGAAAAUAGCGCAGCCUUUUGUGAUGCGAAAUAUUCACCGUGGACAAAAUGUUUGGUGUUGCAGUGUUUGGAGUGAAAAUAUUGGAGAUAGUAAAUCCGUUUUUCUAGCUACUGGUGGAAAUGAUGGUGGAGUGUACGUGCGUGAACUUACCAAUUAUCCUCCUCAGUCUAAUGAAUCUGAAUGUGUAAUUCUACCAUGUCAUGAAGGCAAAUUGGAUAAUAAUACACAAAUGAUGAUGAAUUCAUUGAAAGGAGAGAUGAUCCUUGUCAAAUCUAUAUCAAAAGAUUUUGCUCAUGUUCUUUUCUUCGGCUCAAAUAGUCGUCUUUUCUUUAUAACAGAUAUAGGGCUUAUAUAUACAUAUCUUCAUAAUAAUGAUCCAGUUGUCCGACAAGUACACCCUAGGGUAAAUGAAUCGUUCAAAGCGGCUAUUAACUUGUUGAAAUUAUCAGAUUGUUCAGCGAAAUUCAACUAUUCAGACGCAAUACAAUCCGAUUUAUUUUUCAAAGGUUAUGUAACGUGUAGUACAAGUUCUAAUCGAUGUUUUGUGGUAGUGGGCAAUAUAUCUGGUUACCUUAUACUAAUCAAGAUUCUUAAAGAUCCACCUUUUAUGGAAUGGUUGGAUAUCUUAACUGUCAAUGAUAAAGUAAUGAAAAUUGUAUGGAUUAGUCCAUUGCAUAUAGUAAUUGGGUUUUCAAAUGGAGAUUCUUUGAUUCUUCCUUUGUUAGAAGCUGAAGAUAAUACACUAAAAUUCAGUCGGAUAAGGAUUACUCUUCAAAUGUCAGAUACUUCAAAGGGUAUGAAAUGGUUGAAUACAGCAUCUGAGUUGAUUUCAGUCGGUACUGCUAGUACUUGCAUAGAUGACAAUAACUCUGGGAUUCUAGUGAUUGGCACUCGUGAUGGAAGUAUUUGUUCAUACAUGAUUGAUCUUUAUUUUCAAAGCAAUAAAGUGUAUACUCCAGUAUGGCUAUCGAAAUCUUGUCAUAAACGUGGGGGUUGUACAUCGAUGCUUGUUAUCAAAGGACAAUCAAAUAUCAACCUUCUAUCUUGUGGUCGAACAUAUGGAGAAGUAAAGUAUUGGUCAUCUGAUCAUAUGACAUGGAUUGAAAAGUUGUAUCGUUCAGAUGAAGAUAAAAUUUACGCCUUGGGAUUUCAAUCAAAAUAUUUCAAAGCAAUUUCAUUACAUCAUAACUACUUGAAAGAUAAUAAUGAUCAGUUGGAUUGGUCAUUAAUCUGUCCAUUACGCUCAAAUGGUUGUUUUAUUAUCGAUUGUUCUGGUGGUAAUCAUUAUUGGGAUUGGUUUCUACCUGAUAGUAGAACAUUAACACCUAUAAACAUAAACAAAGUCAUCAAUACUUAUGAAGAUUUCUUCUAUAAUCCUAUAGAUGUUGAUAAUGAUAAAAGAAAUUUAUCAAUGACAAAUUUUACACCUUUAUUUGCAAGUAUUAAUCGUGGUAAAGUUCUACUGCAUACAGAUACAUACAAUUGUAUAUCAGUAUAUGCGUUGGAUAACCAAUAUUUUAAGCCUACUUAUUUAAGUCCAUCACUUCAUGGUCAAACAAUUAAUGCGUGUUUGCUACUGAACAAAUUUGAUGUACUCGGUGAUGAAGGUAAUUUCCAAGAGAAUUCAAAUAAUAAAGAGAAUAAAUUGUACUGCUUAGCUGGUGGAGAGGAUACAAUGCUAUCCAGUUGGAUGAUAACACUACCAGUGGUUGAAAAUGAAGAUAAAUACACAAAAGAACCAAUAUUUCAUCAUCCUUUACACCAUCGUGGUCAUAUAUCAAGUAUUCGGUGCAUAACUAUGCCUUUGAUCUACGCUGAUGAUAAUAAUUCAACUUAUCCAGUAAUUUCUAGACGCUAUAUCAUCAGCGCUGGUGGUCGUGGUCAGAUAUGUCUAUGGCGUUUAUUGUCAUCAUUAAAUGAAGCGACAGGGACAACAAAUCGAAUAGGUGCAUUCUCUGUCGGUUUCUUUGGUUCGAAAAAAAUUCGACACAAUGAAUGCUAUGUAGUUGAUAAUAACUCCGAUGAUGAUGAUGAUGAUGAUGAUGAUGCAGAUAAAGACAAUAACUGUAAUGAUAAGACAAAUUCUCAGUGUACAAAAGUCAUUGUAUCAAGUGAUCUACGUGUUAUGUCAAUGGCAUGUAUUCAAACUGUUCAACAAGAAUAUCAAAUGAAUGAUGAUUUACUGGUUAUUGCCGGUUGUUCUGAUGGAUAUGUUCGAUUAAUUCAUAUCCAAGUCCCAUCUGGAGGGGAUACUAGGUAUCCGAAGUUUUCUGAAAUUGGUCAGAUUAAGCCAACAUCAAUCACCAAUCGAUUAGACAGUUGCAUCAGUUGCUGUUUAGAUUUGACGCUUCUAUACAUUACUUCCAGUCAUAUUUGUUUUGCUGUUACAACUUCUCGUGGAGAAUUACAUGGAUGGAUUGUACGCUGGAAUCCAUUGGUCAGUUAUAAUGUUGCUGCUGAGAAAUGUAACUUUGAAGUAUAUACUUGUAAUCAUGAGAAUUGUAUUGACAAUAUAUUUGGCCUUCAUCUUGAGUGUGCUCAUCAUUGGCUUUUAAACUGUGCACCGAUUCCACCUUUUCAUGUAGAAAACCAAUUAGCCUUCAAUUGUAUAACUUUGUUGAGUACAAAGGAUAAUCUAAGCCUUAUUGAUGGAACAUCUACGAUUGUCGUAGUUGGCGCAGACGAUGGUAGUGUACGUGUGGCUGUAGUUCCUGUAACUACUAUCAAUCAAUCUUCAUCUAAUCCAUAUUGGUCUGUAUCCUGUGUAAAACAUUUUAGCAGUGUUAUCAAAUUGGCAACCUGCCCUCAUUCACAAUCAUAUAGUCAAUUCAUUUAUCAUUUUCUAAGUGUAGCUUCAGAUCAACGCUUAAUACUUUGGCGAUUGGAUACAAUUCCUGAAACAACAUCAUAUCAUUUUCAAUUAUGUCCAAUGCAGUGUAUUUUAUUAUGUGGUUUAGGUGAACCUCAUUGUUUAUCAGUAUUAUGUACAAAUCCUCGAAGUCAUCAUAUUACGAAGAAGGAAGAUGAUGAAGAUGCUCAUGCUCAUGCCCUAGUUGUUGGCACCGGUGCUUAUAUAAUUCGUGUGUUCUAG
Molecule: messenger RNA, 4805 nt
Organism: Heterobilharzia americana
Lineage: Eukaryota; Metazoa; Platyhelminthes; Trematoda; Strigeidida; Schistosomatidae
Source: the annotation of a GenBank genome assembly